AUGGACUGGAUGCGCCGCCAACUUUUCGGUUUACUAAGCGCAUACCUACCACGUCACGUGGCGUUCAUUAUGGACGGCAACCGCCGCUGGGCACGGCAACACCGCCUGGAGCCGUAUGCCGGUCACCCGCGUGGCUCUUCGAAACUGAUUCAAACAGCGCAGUGGUGUUUCGACGCUGGCAUCCAGUAUGUGAGCGUGUUCGCUUUUGCAGUUGAAAACUUUAAGCGCUCGGAGGACGAGGUCGCAGCUUUGAUGGCGCUGGCGGAGAGUCGGUUCGAGCUCAUUCUGCGGGCGCUGCGUGGGGAGGUCCUCGAGUCUGCUCCCGUUGAUGUAGACACCCAGCGGCUGGGAAAGCUGCUGCAUCAGCAUGGUGUGCGUAUUCGAAUUGUUGGCGCACUGUCCAUGUUACCCGUACGCGUUCGUUGUCUGGCGGAAGAGAUCAACGCAUUUGAUGACGAAGUGGUCACGAGUCGUCUUGGAGCGGAAAAUCGCUGCCUGCUCAACAUUUGUGUCGCAUACAGUGGUCGUGAAGAGAUGGAAAAGGUGAUGGAGCAGGUACGAUGCGGUAUUCGAAAAGAGAUGCUUCGGCCCGUGGACGUGGAUGCGACGCUUUUCAGUGCCCUGAUGUGGAAUUCGGACCCCGCCUGGAAUAAUGCCCUUGAACGCGCAUAUUCAGCACAGGUGGAUUUACUUGUGCGAACGUCUGCAGAACCGCGCUUAUCUGACUUUUUGCUCUGGCAACUGUCGGCGUGUGAGACUUGUGGGCGAGAGGCGCAACUCGAAUUCGUGGACGCCAUGUGGCCUGCAUUUGGCCUUUGGGACUUGCUCGUGGUGCUCGGGCGAUACGCCCACGCAGAGAGAAAUCGAAGGGCCUUGCAGCGUGCUGAUCUACGUUGUCAGACGUGUGGUCGUCAUUGGCUGCAUCCUUCUCUUGAAAGAGACUAUGUUGGAACCAAUUCGACGCAUUUGUUGGAUCGGAGCGGCGCUUUGCGUCGUCGGCAGUCUGCAUUCAUCCAAUGGUCCGAUGCUUGUUCACGUCUCGAGCGCAAGGAGUUUCUCGCUCGUUCUCAGUAUCGUGAUGGCGCAGGUGAUUUGCAGCUACCGAGAACGCCGAUAAGCGCUCCGUGUCCGAGCGAGAGUGCUGGACCUGGGCCAACGUGCUGGAGCAGCGCUCCGGCAGCGCUGCGGUUUCUGUCAGCAGCCCAGAGCCAUCGGGUCAGUGAAAUCGGGAACGACAGUGACUGCGCUUGCAGUCGACGCUCUUCCGAGCCGUGUAGCGAACGCGACGCCAGAGAGCAAUCGACGGUACGUCAUAUACCGACGCCUUCGCCAGCACCAGAAUGCCACCUGGUGACGCCACAACACGUAGAGCGCAUGCCGCGGAGUUUCGCGCCCAUCUGCCGCUGCCUGCCCGAUGCCUGCACCCAAGACACAUGA
Messenger RNA from Cyanidioschyzon merolae strain 10D, 1437 nucleotides. Its product is annotated as dehydrodolichyl diphosphate synthase. The transcript has a single exon. NCBI's taxonomy places the organism in Eukaryota, Rhodophyta, Bangiophyceae, Cyanidiales, Cyanidiaceae. The record is from RefSeq and is a predicted model, not a curated record. The coding region runs from base 1 to 1437 and encodes 478 amino acids. Gene Ontology annotation, biological process: polyprenol biosynthetic process. Gene Ontology annotation, cellular component: endoplasmic reticulum.